CGUGCCUUUUCAACCAUGGCCGAUCAUUCUGCCUUAGCGAACGAUGCUACGCUAUCUCCUAGGGCGUAUACCGACCCAAGUGUACUCAAUGACAUGACCACUAUGCAAUUCAACGAAUGGGCUUUCAGCCUCGGAGACACCCAGACGGGCUGCUACAACAAAGGCUCGCUACCAUUGGCACUCGCCACCAAUGAUACUUGUUUGCUAGGCUUCUGGUGUCCGAACUCUGACGAUGAACACCCACCGCAAAUGUGCCCUCCAACCUGGCAAUGUGCUGUCCUUCGGGCUAAUCAAGCCACAUGCCCCUUUGCUCAAGGAGAUCUGGAACCUUUGAUCUGCCCUGGAGGAUCCUAUUGUCCACCGGGCGGUAAAACCCGCAUUCCAUGCGAUGCAGGCACAUUCUGCCCCCAAGGUAGCUAUAAACCGAUCAAAUGCGACAAAGGCGCGUACUGCCCUUGGGCAAGCGCACACCAAAUACCUCUUCUACCGCUAUAUGUGGUCAUCUCCAUCGACUCUUUACUGCUAUGCCUACUGGUAGCAGGGCUGGCCUACUCCAAAUGGCGAAAGCGUAAUAAGCCGCGAUAUUCGAGCAUCAAUAUUAAAGUCACGGAAGAUGAUACCGAGGCAUUGCGAGCCCUCAACAUGUCACCCCGUUGUUCCGUGUCGAUAGCCGAAGUAUCAACCGGAGCACCGUCGCCCAACUCAUCGAUCACACUGAUCUCCACUACCCCCACUAUAUCUGCUCCCACAACUCGUGACAGACAUAGAUCGACGGCUUCAGAUAUCUCGCAUCUUUCCCCAGAUUCUCAGGAUUCUGCGAUGAACAAGUUUUUGAUCUAUCUUUCUCGAGCCACGCACACCAAAGAACUGGGCUUGUCUUUCGACUUUGAAGGGUUGUCUUUCGAGACUUCCAAGAAAUUGGAGAUUCUACACAACAUAACGGGCAGCAUUCCCCGAGGAACCAUGACCGGCAUCAUGGGUGGCUCGGGUGCGGGAAAGUCGACCCUGGUAAAUGCUCUAAUGCGAGGCAAGUCAAGCUCAGGCACUAUCAAAAUCAAUGGAGUGAUCAAGGAUAUGAAAAGGUACAAAAAGCUUGUUGGACGCGUCCCACAGGACGACAUUGUCCUAGGCGAACUUACUGUUCGAGAAAACAUCUUGCACUCUGCACGGAUGAGACUGCCUUCAUCGUGGAACGACAGGGCCAUUCAGGAUUAUGUGGAUUCGCUAAUUGCAUGUCUGUCUCUUACUCAUGUUCGAAACUCCUUGGUUGGCGAUGCAAGAAAGCCAGUCAUUUCUGGAGGUCAGCGCAAGCGUGUCAGUGUAGGUAUAGAGCUUGCAGCCGCUCCGAUGGCCAUUUUUCUCGACGAGCCCACUAGUGGAUUAGAUGCUACCUCAGCAGCUUCUAUCAUGCGUCUUCUCAAGGCCAUCUCCCGACUUGGGGUUACAGUGAUCGCGAUUAUCCAUCAACCUCGCGAGGACAUCUUUGUGGACUUCGAUCAACUUCUGCUGCUGGCAGACGGCAGCCAAGUAUACGCUGGUGCAACGGAGGAAGCAGCGCCCUACUUCGAAGAUCUGGGAUAUCAAUUUCCCACGCAAAGCAACCCUGCCGACAUAAUUGUGGACAUCAUCACUGGAAAUGGAAAACAAUACUCUUCUGAUGCAGAAAAGUUCGGUGGUGACACUGACUCUCUCAUUCAAUUCUGGUAUGAAAACGGUCAAUACGGGAAAACGAACAAGCGUCUGUCAGUUGCCGUAAACGCUGCAAGAUCUCACAGGUUGUCGGUAAACUCUAUGCAGUCUACGGCAGAACACGAACAGUCUCUACAUGAAACGAUGAAAACCAGAGGGGCUUCGUGGUAUGCUCAAGUAUACUACUGCUGCAAGCGUGCCCUACUACAACAAGUCCGCAACCGUACAAGCUUCUUUUUUGAAAUAUUUGUCGCUGCACUAGCCGGACUGGUCAUUGGCCUCUCAGCAUAUUCCUCGGACGGCCAUCUCUUCAGCGGAAUCUAUCAUCCUCCCUUUACCAUGAUGUCUAGUGCUGUAGACUAUAAGUCAGCACCGCAACUUGGCCUGCUAUCUGCCAUGGCAAUCGGGUUAGCUUCAUCUGCGCCUGGCGUCUGGGUAUUCGGCGAGGAAGCACCCAUCUUCCACCGUGAAUCAUCUUCCGGGCACAGCAAGAGUGCAUACUAUCUCGGCAAAGUUAUGAGCACUUUUCCUCGCAUCACGAUCGCCGCACUGCACUAUACAGUCAUGAUUGGCGUUCUGGCAACCCCACUGAUGAGUUUCCAAGACAUGUACGCUGCAAAUCUGGUUUACUUCUACGCCAUCUAUGGUUUGGCCAGUAUAGUGUCCAUGCUGGUUAAGCGUGAAGAUGGGCCUUUGUUGGCCGUGUUGCUUAGCUUGAUCCUCGGUGUGCUCGGCGGUGUUGCGCCUCCGCUGUCACAGGUGAAAAAAUGGCACAUGGAAUGGUUCUGGCGAUUGAGCCCAGGGGUCUGGUUCACUGAAGGCUAUUGGACCAAGAUGGUAAGUCCUAGAGCCUAUCUGUGGGACGUUGAUGUCGCGAGUCAGAGCAUUGGGCUUACUCUGGGAGAAUUCGGGAAGGAUCUGGCUCUGAUUCUUCUCAUCGGCACGGUGUAUCGUCUGUUGGCAUAUGUGCUUAUGAUUCUGUUCAAGAAGAGGCAGAGAUGAUGUGUUGAUAUAUGAGACUCAGAAGCUAUAUUUACUUCCUGUAUAUACAUGCAUG
Molecule: messenger RNA, 2746 nt
Organism: Aureobasidium pullulans EXF-150
Lineage: Eukaryota; Fungi; Ascomycota; Dothideomycetes; Dothideales; Saccotheciaceae
Exons: 2
Coding region: 16-2691 (891 amino acids)
Cellular component (GO): membrane
Molecular function (GO): ABC-type transporter activity; ATP binding; ATP hydrolysis activity
Source: RefSeq, a predicted model, not a curated record